Benincasa hispida (wax gourd) is the source of this 1738-nucleotide messenger RNA. Its product is annotated as Rab3 GTPase-activating protein non-catalytic subunit. Lineage: Eukaryota; Viridiplantae; Streptophyta; Magnoliopsida; Cucurbitales; Cucurbitaceae. Gene Ontology annotation, molecular function: protein binding. Gene Ontology annotation, biological process: regulation of GTPase activity. The record is from RefSeq and is a predicted model, not a curated record.
UUACUCGUUCUCUUGUGCUUCGCAGUUUAGAUUUGGAAAUACGAAUAAGACGCGUGUUCCUCAGGCACGCUUCUUCCUGCAAAAGUUGUCAAUAAUUUCGAUCUCUUCCAACUCAAAUCUUCAUCAUGGGUUUGCUUCAAUUUCAUCUCCAUUAAAGCAUAGGAUUCAAGGUCCUUUUUCCGGCAAUGGCGAGACGAACUUUCACGACGGAGUUAGGCUGCAUAGCUUGCGAGGAGCUUGCUGAUUUUGGCGCUGGAAAGGAAGGCUGGCUCGUCGACAACCCCAAUCUUCUAUGCGCCCUCGAUUCCCACUCUUUGGCGCUGGCCAAUCGAUCCAUCAUUCUUGUUCUUGGUUGGGCCGGUUCCGAUGGAUAUCAGGCGAAGAUCAGGCCUUCUGAUUUGUCUCCAAUCGAAGCGGAGUACAUCUCCGCUUUAGAAUGGUUGGUGUUCGAUGAAAUUAAGGUGCUUUUGGUCGGGACUUCUUGUGGGUAUUUGCUGAUUUACUCCUUGAGUGGGGAUUUGAUUCUCAAACAGAUGAUCCAUCCUGGAAGAAUUAUAAAGAUUAGGGUUCAUGGUUCGAAGAGAGAUUUAUCCCAUGGAUCUUCUUUCGAGGAGGUUUCGAUUGCUAUGCCAGGUGUUAUUGCUCGAAUUGAAGGAUCUGAUAUGCAGAAUACACUGCAAAAGUGGUUUCAAGAAUCAAAUGCACGGUUUUGGGAUCCAAAAUCAGACCGGUGGGAUAUGGAGGAUUCUGAAAAUUCUUUUGAAAAGUUAGCUUAUCAAGUAUGGAAUGUCAGCAAAUACGGUGCUUGUGCAGAUGCAGCAAUCACUGGCGUUAUGCCUCCUCCAUUGAUGGAGCUCCAGUCAAGUGAACGUUAUUUUUGUGCAGUCACUGUUGGAGAGGAUGCUGUAAUUUCAGCAUUCAGACUUUCUGAAGACAAAAGCAGGUCUUUAGUUGGAGCCAUUUUAUCAAAAGUUGUCCCUGCAACAUUUUCAACAAUAGCUUCCUUUUCAAAAUUGAUUUGGCGAAGUGAACCAAAAACAUCUAAAAAGCCAGAUGUGAAGGGUCAAGCUUUUGCUCGAGCCUCUCCUUUGACGUGCCUGAAGGACCAUCCAAGAAAGGGUGAGAAAUUGACUUUGUCUCCAAGCGGUACAUUGGCAGCGAUUACAGAUUCACUGGGUCGAAUACUGCUCCUAGACACGCAGGCACUUGUGGUGGUGCGGCUAUGGAAGGGAUAUCGUGAUGCUAACUGUCUGUUCAUGGAGAUGCUAGUCAAUAGAGAUACUGCAUCGUCAAGUUCUAAUUCCAUAGAUUAUGAACCAUCAAAAAAUGAUUACUGCUUGUGUUUGGCUAUUCAUGCACCAAGAAAGGGGAUAGUUGAGAUAUGGCAGAUGAGAACGGGGCGUCGCCUCCGAACCAUUCGAUGUACAAAGGGUAGCAAACUACUGCAACCUUCCUCGAGGUUUGGAUCGUCCAUGGCUUCCCCUUAUGUUCCAUUGGAAGUUUUCUUAUUAAACGGAGAUUCUGGUCAGAUUUCUGUUAUAAACCGAACCCUAUGAUGAACUUUGAAACAGAAUGGUUUUCUCUAGUGAAAAAUAAUCUCUUUCCCAUUACCAUUUGGUUUGUUGAAGAGCUGCUUCUCAAGCCUAGUUAUGAUUCGUUUAUCCAAUCUUUUGAUGAGAUAGCUUACCUCUAUAUUGAAAGCAAAAAUGGCGGUUGAUUCCUUUGAUUCCCAUCUAAA